Molecule: messenger RNA, 3008 nt
Organism: Alosa sapidissima (American shad)
Lineage: Eukaryota; Metazoa; Chordata; Actinopteri; Clupeiformes; Clupeidae
Gene: csnk2a2a
Product: casein kinase 2, alpha prime polypeptide a
Exons: 13
Coding region: 1285-2283 (332 amino acids)
Biological process (GO): protein phosphorylation; regulation of chromosome separation
Cellular component (GO): cytosol; protein kinase CK2 complex; nucleus
Molecular function (GO): protein serine/threonine kinase activity; ATP binding
Source: RefSeq, a predicted model, not a curated record
GUUAGUUAUUUUUGCACUAAAUACUAUUUUGGUCCAUAUUAAUUCGUUGUACACCUAUAAACUCAAUUAAUCAGUCAGUAGACCCGACGGAUUUCGCCGUUUUGAGACCCGGAACCAAAAAUCUGUCUGAUGACGCUGGCUGCUGGUUCCAUGGACAUAUUGGUUCCAGUCUCUCACUGAUUUAGUUAGCUGACUAGCUAACGCUGUCCCCGCAAACACUCGUAGCACUGAAGAAUGAACCGAAGGGGAUUCCAAUAAGGGGAUCCCCACACCCCUUCAUUUUAGCGAUACCAGGGGUUCCCCUGGCAGAGUUGAGCACGCCGUUAGGGAAUUGGUGUUUUGGGCGUGAAUCGGUGUAUUUCGUGCGAAAGACUUUGUACGUAGCUAACAUUACCUUAAAACACAGGGCCAGUUAGCUAGCUACCGUUAGCCUGUGAUCGAAAAGCUAUUCUACACUAUUUUGUUUUAACGUUAUUGCUCGUCUGCGAAUGGACGAUCCUGCCACAAUGGACAAUAUGUGCGGUCAGUAUGCUUUGUAAUUAAUGUUUAUUUGAUUUGCAUUAUAUCGUAUUUUAUUUAGUCUUUUGGUGAGUUAGCUUGACAGCUUCGUUUUAAUUUAGUUGCAACGGGCCUUACGACUCCUAGCUAAGGUCUACAGUGCCCGCAAACCAGUCUCUUCCGUUUGCAUUCCCCUACACUGGAUCGCGGGUCGCUGACUAAUGUAGUUAGCUAGCUAGUAAAGCUAGUAUAGGUUAUACGUGGAAACCAGAAAAUAACUCCGUUGCCCACACAUUGUGGCUAUUCUCCAGUUAUUUAUUAUUUUUCACAGGAUAAACAGUUUAUUCGCGAUUGAAUCCCUGCUGCACAAUAUAUUUUACUUCUACCUCAUCUUAUUAACGUUAUUUCCCUCUUAUACCGACGCGUCGUUUAAACUGGCUCUCCAUAUUCCGCCAAACAGCCUGUUCAGCAAGCUUGGACACUCGCUCAUCGUUGUACUGACAAUCCGCACUGCUAGCUCUAAUGAGAGUUUGCGGUGGCCAGCACUGUUCAGCCACCAACCACGGACGAAAUUUGUCGUGAGGAGAAACUCCUACUCUGAAGCAGCUAAGGUCCAGACGCCGGAGUGUAGGUGUUCUGCUGUUCGGUUUAUAGAUAAGAGUCUUGCGGUAGGGGGGUCUCGGACAGAUCGAUUGUUGAAACCCGCCAUGCCCGGUCCAGCGGCCGGUAGCAAAGCACGGGUGUAUGCCGAUGUCAACAAGCUGAAGAGCAAAGAGUACUGGGACUAUGAAGCUCACGUCCCAAGCUGGAGUUACUGAUGCUGUUUGCGACCUACUAUACAACCAGGAUGACUAUCAGCUUGUACGUAAACUGGGCAGAGGGAAGUACAGCGAAGUUUUUGAAGCCAUCAACGUCAACAGCAAUGAAAGGGUGGUUGUCAAAAUCCUCAAGCCUGUGAAGAAGAAGAAGAUCAAACGUGAGAUCAAAAUCCUAGAAAAUCUGAAAGGAGGCACCAACAUAAUUCGUCUGGUGGACACAGUGAAGGAUCCAGUGUCGAGGACACCAGCACUUGUCUUUGAGUGCAUUAAUAACACAGAUUUUAAGGACCUGUACCAGAGGCUAACAGAUUUUGAUAUACGUUUCUACCUGUAUGAGCUGCUCAAGGCUCUGGACUACUGUCACAGCAUGGGGAUCAUGCAUCGGGAUGUCAAGCCACACAAUGUGAUGAUAGACCACCAAAUGAGAAAGUUGCGUCUCAUUGACUGGGGGCUGGCAGAGUUCUACCACCCUGCUCAGGAGUACAAUGUCAGGGUGGCAUCCAGGUCGUACAAGGGACCAGAGCUGCUGGUGGACUAUCAGAUGUACGACUACAGUCUGGACAUGUGGAGCCUGGGCUGCAUGCUGGCCAGUAUGAUAUUCCAGAAGGAGCCCUUUUUCCACGGACAAGAUAACUAUGACCAGCUUGUCCGUAUAGCCAAGGUCCUGGGAACAGAGGAACUCUAUGACUACCUGCAAAAGUACCACAUUGAACUGGACACCCGUUUCAAGGACCUACUGGGCCAGCAGACACGUAAGCGCUGGGAGCAGUUUGUUCAGCCGGAGAACCAGCACCUGGUGAGCCCAGAGGCCCUCGACCUUUUGGACAAGCUUCUGCGCUAUGACCAUCAGCAGAGGCUGACCGCUGCCGAAGCCAUGGAGCACCCUUACUUCUAUCCUGUGCUGAAGGGACAGUCUCUCUCCAACACAGACAGCACUCUUGCAAUAAGCGGCUCCAACGCAACAUGAUGAGCAGGAAACACCCCAGUUUAUUAUGAUUCUUUUUUCGUCUUUUUUUGUUUUUACCUCAACUCUUGAAACUUUUUUGGUGGCAGAGUUCUCUGCCCCUCAGGAGGACAGUUUUACUGGAACAAAAAAAACAAAAAACAAAAAUGUCAUCCAGCACACGGACAUGUACAGAACGAACAAAGACACACAAAAAUACAUGUGCAUACACUGGCAAAUCGUCUCUUCUACACACACACACACACACACACACACACACACACACAGACAAACAAACCCACACUGUUUACCCGCUGCUCUAGACCCCCAACAGGAACAGUACAACCAACAGUAGUUCGCCCUCCUUCUCCAACCACUCCUUUUUAUUUUUAGUUAGAGAGAAAGAAGAGAAGAAAAAAAAAAAGCGUUUUGUAAAAGAACACACUGAACCCCAUCCCACCUGCGCUCCCCUCUUUUGUUUCCUCUCCCCUCCCUCCCAGUUUUAAAAUAAGCUUGGCAGACACCGGAGGAAAGAAUGCCUGCUCUUUCCCCCCUUGCAUUGGGUCUGCGUAUCUCAAGAGGGAUCGGUCCUAGCAGUGCCAAUGGGGUUUUUGCUGGACGGGGUUCUCACCUGCUGAUAUGAGGUCAGAAUCCGAAGCUGUAGUGUUGAGUGGCAUGGAGAAUUUUUUUUUUUCUGCUAUGGUUGGAUUGAGAAUUACUAUCAAUGAGAAUAAAUAAAUUUUAUUUUA